Molecule: messenger RNA, 1793 nt
Organism: Cornus florida
Lineage: Eukaryota; Viridiplantae; Streptophyta; Magnoliopsida; Cornales; Cornaceae
Product: shikimate O-hydroxycinnamoyltransferase-like
Exons: 3
Coding region: 224-1543 (439 amino acids)
Molecular function (GO): acyltransferase activity, transferring groups other than amino-acyl groups
Source: RefSeq, a predicted model, not a curated record
CUCCUCCAAUGAUCAAUUGCAUUUUCUCUUUCUAUUUUACAAAACCAUAUCUCUAGGGUGGUUCUCCUCCACAAGCGCUGACGAAGACCAUUAAUUUUAGAGUUUUAACCAUUAGACGUAAUUCCCAACAAUUCAAUCACCUCCUUCCCAAACUGCAGGUGAUCGAGCAAUCGCAAAGGAGACACUCCCGGUGCAUGUUAGCGAGAUUGAGGCGCAGGAUAGCAUGGAUGCCUUACGUAGGAUGAGGAUCGAUGUGAGGGAGUCGACCAUGGUGCGUCCGGCGGAGGAUACCCCGACGCGGAGGCUGUGGAUCUCGAGCUUGGAUAUAGUGGUGUCCAACUUCCACACCCCGAGUGUCUACUUCUACCGGCCCACCGGUUCAUGUAACUUCUUCGACGCGGGAGUGCUGAAACGCUCCCUGAGCAGAGCUCUCGUGCCGUUUUACCCGGUGGCUGGGCGGCUUAGGAGGGACGAGGACGGCCGGACCGAGAUUUACUGCAACGGCGACGGUGUACUCUUCGUGGUGGCUGAGACGGACUCCACCGUGGAUGAUUUGGGUGACUUUGCACCCACUUCCAAACUCCGGUGUCUCGUUCCGGCUGUUGAUUACUCUGGUGGGAUUGAAUCCUUUCCUCUCCUAGUCUUGCAGCUCACGCAUUUCAAAUGUGGUGGAGUUUCGCUUGGCGUUGGUAUGCAACAUCGCGUGGCAGACGGUGCUUCUGGUCUCCACUUUAUCAACACAUGGUCCGACAUGGCUCGUAGUCUAGACCUCAAGAUACCGCCAUUCAUCGACCGGACCCUCCUAGCUGCCCGCAACCCACCCCAGCCUGCAUUCCACCACAUUGAAUACCAGCCCCCUCCGGCUAUGAAAGUUUCUCUCCAAACAACAACAGAUCAAUCCCAAUCGGCUGUGGUUUCUGUUUUCAAGUUAACCCGGGACCAACUCAACGUUCUCAAAGGCAAAUCAAAGGUAAAUGGGAAUACGGUUAGUUAUAGCUCAUAUGAAAUGCUAGCAUUGCACGUAUGGCGUUGUGCGUGCAAAGCCCGUGGACUUUCAGAUGAUCAAGAAACAAAGCUGUACGUUGCCACAGAUGGACGGUCCAGGCUCGAACCUCCACUCCCACCUGGCUACUUUGGAAAUGUGAUCUUCAAUGCCACUCCUAUCGCAGUAGCCGGGGAUCUUCAAUCAAAGCCACUUUGGCAUGCCGCCAGUCGAAUUCACGAUGCAUUAGUGCGGAUGGACAACAAUUAUUUGAGGUCAGCUCUUGAUUACUUAGAAUUGCAGCCUGAUCUAAAGCCCCUUGUCCGUGGUGCCCAUACUUUUAGGUGUCCGAAUCUCGGGAUAACCAGUUGGGCUAGGCUGCCUAUCCAUGAUGCAGAUUUCGGUUGGGGCAGGCCAAUUUUCAUGGGACCUGGUGGGAUUGCAUAUGAAGGAUUAGCAUUUGUUUUACCAAGUCCCACCAAUGAUGGGAGCUUAUCUGUUCCAAUAUCGCUGCAAGCCCAACACAUGAAACUCUUCCAGGAAUUCUUCUAUGAUUUUUAAAUAUAUAAGGCGGCUGACAAUUAAACUGGUGCGGGCCCGGUUAUAGCUACCUGGUUGGUUCAUACUUCAUAGAUGUCAUUUUUAUUAUUAUUUUGUAUUUUUCUGGCAUGGUUAUGUUUAUUAUGAUGCAAAAUACUUGACCUAUAGCCACCCACAGUAGGCAAGUGUUUUGUGCGUGUAAGGAACAUGCAUGAGUAGUGAAGGUAUGUUUGAUUUUAGAGGGAAUAAGUCAAAAGAAAUUUUUGGGGGA